AAGGAAGCUUCCUUCUCAUCAAAUCUGGUAACACAAAGAGGAACAACACGUGUCGGUUCUGCUUCCACCCCUGUUGCUAUCCAACCCCAUCUAACAUUCCAGAAGCUACCAAGAUGUCGACUGAGUUUGUGCUCAAGCUUGCAGCGUUGCAAGAUGGGCGAAAGGAGCCCUCUGCCUCCGACACUGCACCGUCGGAUUCCCCCCCCGCAACAGAAUUUCGACGGGUUCGAUUCUCGCUCAUUGGAGGAUCGAUGCAAAUCACAGAUGCUGGAACUUUUAUUGUGGAUGCUGACAGCGAGUGCUUUUCUAAACUUGUUGACCGUGCUAGGAAUUGCUUUGACCCUGAAGACCGGGCAGCAAGGAUGCAGCUGCUUUACAAAGACUCUGAUGGCGACUUGAUUGUCAUGGGGUCCAAGGAAGAGCUUCUGGACGCUGUAGAGUCUCAACUGGAACAAUUCGAUGGAUGUUUGUACCUACCAAUCUGGGUAUAUCUUGUGAAUGGGCCAACUGAUGGGAAGGCAGAACCAACAGAACUUGUUGCUGCACUAGAGCCGACAGCGCGCCCUAUUCUGUCAGAGCCAGCAACAGAGCAGGUUGCUGUACCAGAGCCACCAUCUGAAGCAAUCAGUCCUCCCCAACGUGAUGGGCGGGAUAGACAAGAUGAAUUUCAGAAAAAAGCCGAUUGGCGACCGGCUGUGGUCUAUUUGCUUGGUUUUCUACUCCUUUUGAUGGCAGCUGCCUUACCUCGUCAACCUAGCCAAAGUACUGCUGCUCACCAUGGAGAGCUCUGCCCUGAGUACGUGGAAAGGGCAACUACUCCUUACCCUGCGUGGCAAGAGCAGUGCACCCCUGAGAAUCAGAAGCAGAACAAUACAAAUGCAGGUAACCACUCGAGUGGAAAGACCUCAGGAUCACAGGGCAGCACCAAUCCGCCACCGUCAGGGAGGAUCGAUGAAAGGUCAGACCGCGAGGAGCUGAAUCACAGCACCAAUGGUGCAAGCAGUCUGGAAGAAAACCUCUCUGAUGAGGAUGCUUCCUCGCCAUUGUCGGGAACAAGAAAGACAUCAGAUGUAACACAUUGCAACUCUGGAAGCCCAGAACCUGAAGAUCGUGUGCAUGAUACAAAUCAGGCCCAGUACACACACUCUCUCGCCAAGGCUCAACGAUCACCGGGCACAACCAACACAUCACUCGCCACAGAGAGAAUCCCUGGAAGCUCGGAAUCUGAGAAGCAGAAGCAAAGAAACAUUGAUGCCAGCACUCAAGACAGCAACCGUGCUGAAGUGGGUACUGAGACAUCGGCUUCCCCUAUCGCCACCACAGCAUCUUCUAGCGAGAGAAGCACUGAAAGUUCAGCCCCUGAGAAGAUGAAGCUGGCUAGCAAAGAUUCGAGGGCUCUUGAAAGGAUUCUCUAUGAUGUAUUGGACAACCAACCCUGUACACUGCAAGCUUACCGAUGGAUUGAGAAGGAUCCUCACUGGAAGACCUACUCCAAGGAACGUUUGCGACAGCGCUUCGGUCUUGCUUUGUUCUACUGUUCUACAAGUGGAGCUACAGCUUGGCUUCGCUCUGACAAUUGGUUGUCCUACAGCGUCCCUGAAUGCCAGUGGUGGCCAGGUGGUUUCGCCAUGAAUGUCUGUGGAGAAGAAUCAGAUAAACUUCAGUACGAAAGACUCUGGCUACCCGGUAAUGCAUUGGAUGGGGAACUGCCGCCACACCUGUUCAAACUCCUCCCGACGCUCCGUUAUGUCCACCUGGAUCGCAAUAUUUGGCUUGGGGGUACCUUGUCCGAGGGCAUUGGAUAUGCCACUGCACUGAAGCAACUGUCGCUCAAGCAUAACAUGUUCCAUUCAGCUUUCCCGACGGCGCUUGGUCGUCUCAGUCGUCUCACCAGAUUGGAGCUCUCAGAGAAUGAUUUUCAAGGCACGUUGCCGAAGGAAGCCUUUGGCAAUCUCACUUCCCUUCGAAAGCUGUCCCUGGACCACAACAGGUUCUCCGGCUGGAUCCCUGAAGCGAUUGUAUCUGCUCCUUUGGUCGAACUCCAAUUGAGCCACAAUCACUUCUCCGGUGGUGGUCUUCCUGCAAGCAUGCUUGGAUCCUUGACUCAUUUGGAACACCUGUCAGCUCCGAUUCUCACCGCUGGGGCAUUGGGCACCGAAGGAGACGACCUGGUAAUUCCUACGGAACUGGGGCUUUUGACCAGACUUCACUCUUUGGACAUGUACGUGCCUCCAGCUCUUUGGUUGUCGCUCAAGUCACACAAGUGGGAAAGGUCAGAAGUUGCAGUCCUCUACAAUCUGGAUAGAGCUCGUAUUGGCACAGAAGCGAGCGACGAGGAGCUGAUCGACUUUAGCACUCUUUGAAGUUGCGAUGCGAAACGUGUGUGAUGUGUCUGUUGCGUGAGCCUAUGGUAACAAGCUGGGCGUUUGAAUGAAAAUGAUGUACUAUUUCUGUGUUACAAAGUGUUUGCUAUUUGAUUGUAAGCUCUGAUGAGAAACAGUCAGAUUGUAGUGUUGGCAUAGAAGGGCCAGUCACCGCGGGCGCCAGGAGGCUGCAAGGACCAGAAACUGCUGGCUUGGCUGAAUUCAAUCCCUGGUGUGCUGUACUGUAUAAAGGGGCAAAUGCAAGUGAACCCACAAAUAAUGAUUUGGGGUAGCGUAGCGGUAGCAGGUGGAUAGCUGUGAGGGAGUGUGUUCCCUUGUCGUCCUUGGAGAGUUGGAUGGUGAUGCUGCCGCGCACAAUUAUCGAGGAAGGUUGUGCGGAGUGAGAAAGCGAUACCGGCUCUAUUCGAUGGAUAUCAUCAAGUUCACAGGUCAAAGUUAAAGUAAUCACCAGUUGACUGUGCUGGUGACGCGGGCUGUUGAUUCACUGGAGCUGCUACAGUGCUGUUGUGUUGACUAAGAGUGCAGAGAUCGUUUCUGUAAGUCUGUCUUGUGGUCUGACUGCCCCAGCCUCCGUCCGCUCUUCGGAGCUGCAUGGGUGAUGAUGUGUUUUCUCGAGAGUCCCGUCGUUGCAAACCUGGCGAUGAGAGUGAGACGUUCAGCAUGGCAUUCGCCAGCGUGAUCUCAUCCCAGCCGGAGGUCGAAGCGAUGCUAGCUGUGGACGCAUAGAAGUAGGUCAUGGUGAUUUCUGCGAAAGAAAAAAGUGUUGCUUUCUCAAAGUAAGUGUUGCUUUCUCGAUGUGGAUUUCUUGGUUUUAUGACAUCGGAAUUGACACCAAGACUGUGAUGAGCUUUCUCACUAAGACUUCCUUUGACACAACCGGUGAUGGGGGCUUCGACGUUGUCACGAGCCCGCUAUGCCCCUCGAUCCUCGAUGGGCCACAUCCUUCUCUCGAGAAUUGAUGAAGUUCUGCAGCAAACGUCAGAGUUGCUGCGCAAGCAGUACCAAUUGCUGUAGGUUUCUACGAGUUGUCACCUCUGUCCCCAAUUCUCGAGCGUUGUGACCACGAGGAAAACCUUUCAUUUCUUGUAUACCUUAUCUUUAAGAUACCAAUACUGGUACCCAUUCGCAUCAUGAUGUUUGGGUCAAGUUCGCACGAACCAUUAGCCAUCCAAUCCACCAUUUGUAGUCUACAGGGGCCCUCUAUAAGCCACCCACAGCAGUUUCGCCCCUCUCAGAAGGACAAUGCCAGAAUUUAGUGUCUGGGAGUGCGGCACCGGUACUGGUAGGCAAUAAGGACAGAGAUAGCUAUGGGUGGGGAAACACAGAAAUGUUGUUGUGGAGUAGGUCCAGGAAGGAGAUAGCAACGAUAUUAGGUGCGGAGAGUCAGGAGGAGGAGGAGAACGAAUGACACCACAUUACGGUACAUUUGAGCUGAGGAUUGGAACCGAUGCUAUGGUGUGGAAGAUCCAAUACUUAUAGAGACGGACCUUAUUAUCUUCAAUUUGAGUGAAGCAAGUAAAUUACAGAACUGGUGAUGUCAUCCCAUUUUGCUUAAUUAGAGUACAGUGCACUCCAAACCUCGUCCAAUCAGAGACAAGAUCUCAUUUUCCC
This is a messenger RNA of Seminavis robusta, 3995 nucleotides long. NCBI's taxonomy places the organism in Eukaryota, Bacillariophyta, Bacillariophyceae, Naviculales, Naviculaceae. The record is from the annotation of a GenBank genome assembly.